This is a messenger RNA of Acanthisitta chloris (rifleman), 613 nucleotides long. It is a transcript of the gene SUDS3, whose product is annotated as suppressor of defective silencing 3 homolog (S. cerevisiae). Gene Ontology annotation, molecular function: histone deacetylase binding. NCBI's taxonomy places the organism in Eukaryota, Metazoa, Chordata, Aves, Passeriformes, Acanthisittidae. Gene Ontology annotation, cellular component: Sin3-type complex. The record is from RefSeq and is a predicted model, not a curated record. Gene Ontology annotation, biological process: negative regulation of transcription by RNA polymerase II. The transcript is spliced from 5 exons. The annotation marks the transcript as partial.
CUAAAUUAUUUGUUGACUGAUGAGCAAAUAAAGGAGGACUUGAGAACACUGAAUAAGCUUAAAUCACCCAAGAGACCAGCCUCCCCCUCCUCUCCUGAACACCUCCCAGCUACACCAGCAGAGUCUCUGGCACAGCGGUUUGAGGCCCGGAUAGAAGAUGGAAAACUCUACUAUGAUAAGAGAUGGUACCACAAGAGUCAGGCUAUUUACCUGGAGUCUAAAGAGAACACGAAGAUCAGCUGUGUGAUCAGUUCUGUGGGUGCCAAUGAGAUCUGGGUGAGGAAGACCAGUGACAGCACAAAGAUGAGGAUCUAUCUGGGGCAGCUGCAGCGAGGUGUUUUUGUGAUCCGCCGGCGAUCGGCCGCGUGACCGUGUGUGCUCCUCCUUGGUCCUCUGUUGUUUUUAACUGAUCACCAGACCUGUGCCAGGGAAUGGCAGGCUGUGCACUCAGCCCAGCAGCAGAGAGCACUGUCAUGACCUCUGGCAAGACAGUUUGUGGCUGGCCACAUAAUCCCCAGUAGUCCUUAAAUUUUUAGUGAUGCCCAAGCACUGCCCUGGACUAUUUCUGGAUUUUGCAUCAAGCUUCUGUUAUGCUUUCUUUGUAUUUGGGGUG